CCUGCGGGUGGCCGAAUGGAGACCCGGACGGAGGACGAGCGGUUGGCCCGCCGCCCGACGCUGGCCUCUUCCUGGGAUGCGGCAGGCGGGGCCCUGGACCAGCGCCUCCGGGUCUCCGCAGCGGGACUGGGCGGCCGGGACCUGGACUGGGACGAGCUGCUGGCGCCGCCGGCCCCGGGCCAGGAUCUGGCGGUGCUGAAGCGGAGCCCGGGGAGCCGCGGCGAGGAGCCCUGCUGCCUGCACCUGGCCUGCGACCCCGACGGCGGCGCGCAGGUCGGGGCGGUGGGCGUCCUGAGCUCCGCCCGGAACAUGGAGGUGUACGUGGGCGCCGAGUACUGCGGCACCGGCAGGGGCAGCAGCGUCGGCACCGUCCUGGACCGCAGAGAACAUGAAAACAUUAUCUUGUACAAAAAAUAUCUGAAAUUGGAGUCCUCCGCACAUGCUUGUAAAGUAAAGUUGCUGUCCUUCGGUGAAAAGCAGUGUGUGUUCGUCAGUCACGUCGUGGUGCACGUACAGCCCGUUUCAGCAAAUUCCUCAGCGAGCUCCCCUGCUCUGGGGUCCAGGGUGGACCUGGAGAGGGUCCAGACCAUGGUGGAGUCCAUGGGGUCACCGUUGUCACCUGGAGCUCAGCAACUGAUGAGAAUGGUUAGAUUCCAGCAGCAGAACGGCGUCCCCAUCGGAGAGCAGCUGCAGUCGGUGUUGGGAAAUGCUGCGCAGCGGAUGGCGGGUCUGCAGUCGUCUUCGCCCCUAGGGGCCAUGGACGGGUUGUCCCCCAGCCCUUCCCCCUGCAGAGCUGCGUUGCCCGCGGGAAGGCUGGAGGAAGGCCUGGCAGCUGGCACUGAUGGGCGGUCACGGCCCCCCGGGGAGGCACUCAGGACAGCCCUCGGGCAGUGGGAACCUCUGCCACAGGAGCGGGCUCUUCCUCCGAGCGCCCGUGAGCACGCGGUGUCUGCCUUGGUCCCCGAGCGAGCUGGCGGCCGCUCCGGUCCCCCGCAGGCGGACGUGCUGUCUCUUCUCCAGAGCCUGUGUGGCCAGGCGAGCCGUCUCCGUGUGGAGCCCCACCGCGAGUGGCCGGGACCCGGCCCCAAGCCCCGGGACGGCCUCGUGGAUGCUGCGAUGGGAGAACAGCCUGUGUGCUCCUACUUGGAAAAGAUUCUCUCUAAGAACAUGGAACGGCUGGAGAAGAAGCUCGCAGACUACAUUGACCAGCGAAUAUAUAGACUCCAGGAGCACUUUGAUAACAAGAUUGCUCUGUUGAUGGACUUGCUGCAAAGCCCCAGCUCGCCACCCCAUGGGCUGCCUCUCAGACAUUACGACUCUGGAGAGACUCUUUCAAAUGGGGAGCGAUAAGUGCUCCGCAGGCAAGGUGCCCACAGGUGUUUCUUACGUGUUGACGACAAAGCUGAGACCCGCAGCUCGAACCGGUGCUCAGUGUCCCUGCGGGAACGUGACCUCAGCGUCCACUGUGCCUGCGCUUGUGACUGCAGACCCGGUGCUGUGGGUGAGAGUGAGCGUGAUGGGUCCGAGUUACCUCGUUUGCACCGUGUUCACAGGACAGAAAUGUACGUGCCCGUCUGUGUUGUGUCGGGGUUUAAAAUCUUUAGGGAUUUAUAAUGGUGUUUGAUAGAAGUUUUUUAUUUAUAAAUGACUAUUUCACAGUAUUAGAAGUUUGAAAAAUGAUGCUCAAAGUAUUUGAUUUUUUUUUCUUUGAAAUUGGAUACUGAAGACUUGGAACCUUUAAGUCCGAUCGGUGAUUUCCACACUCACGUUGCUCGGGGCGGGUGAGGCGCAUGCGCCGGCCCCUGCAGUCUGGGCUGUUGGUUCCAGGCCUGUGGCAGGACGGGAAGCAGCCGUCAGCACUGUCUUCUUGUGGGGCUGUCCUGUAGCUCUCGGGCCGGACGGAAAGCCAGAGAAGUUACCUGUUGUAGCUCAGCCCAGACAGGAGGGCGAACUCCCGCUGUGGGUGGAGACGGCUCCUCUCUGCGGAGCCUGCGGGGUGUUGCCGUGCGACGUGCUGGGGCUCUGCGUGGAAGGAGGGAGGCGCGUGACCUGACGGUGGGGGUUCACUGGCGGACUCAGUGUGCAGACAUUAUCACUAUCGGAUGUGUGCUGAUGGGUGAUGCAUCUGCAAAUGGAAAGCAA
This is a messenger RNA of Molossus molossus (Pallas's mastiff bat), 2142 nucleotides long. RefSeq names its product chromosome unknown C10orf88 homolog (gene CUNH10orf88). Lineage: Eukaryota; Metazoa; Chordata; Mammalia; Chiroptera; Molossidae. The transcript is spliced from 6 exons. The record is from RefSeq and is a predicted model, not a curated record. Bases 16 to 1350 code for a protein of 444 amino acids.